This is a messenger RNA of Phyllotreta striolata, 1227 nucleotides long. The record is from the annotation of a GenBank genome assembly. Lineage: Eukaryota; Metazoa; Arthropoda; Insecta; Coleoptera; Chrysomelidae.
AUGUCGCAGGACGAGAGCUUACAGUCGAAUUCGGAGUCGUCAAGCAGCUCCGCCAGCAACAAUUUCCCGUUUUACCAGGAGCAUUUUCCCGGCGAUCAUGACGCUAAUAUGACCGAACCGUCGUCCUGCAGCAGCCCGACGCCUGCUUUAGCACGAAGCGGCACCGUCAAGCGAGCCGGCGCUACUUUCCUGCAAAAGAAGGAAAGCAAAGAGAACUACAAUUUCUCAGUGUCCGAGGAUAGUGAUAGUGUGUUCUUAAAAGAUAAAUCUAACCCCGAUCCUGUGAACAAUCGAUACAGGCGCUCGUUAGACAGUACAUUUAGGAGAAGCUUAGAAUCGAUAUCGGAGCACAAAACGAAGCGAUCGUUCUCGCCCACGUGCACGCUCAGCUCGACCAGCAAGUGCAGCUCCUCGCUGGAGUCGUUCUCCUCCGAGGCCGAUAAUCCGCUGAGGAGCAGCGCGGUCGGCGCCAAAAACGAAGAGGGCAAAACCAUCCAGAGCCCGGCCUCCAGCUACUUGUCCUGGAUAGGCAGCGUCAGCAACGAUUUCGCCGCCCCCGCGAAACCGCCGGCCGAGCCGGCGGCUAAUAACGAAGUCGACAGCAAGGUCGGGGAAUGGAACAAUUUCUGGUUGAACUACAACAGCGCUAGGAGCAGGUACCUGUCGAGCGCUUUUCUCGGCACCGACGACCGCACCGUUUUGUUGCAGGGAGACGAAAUGUCGAAGAGCAGCAACAGCAAUUACAGGGACCUGCCCGAGCGGCCGUCGGGCGAGUACGUGCUGAUGACGCUCGACGAGGUGCACGAAACGUUGAAGUGCUCCAAGAAGAUCACGGAGAUUUUCCAAUCGGCCCUUCUCCGGAACGACCACGACUGCGAAAACUCCAAUUUCGAAACGUCUUAUUACUCGCAAUCGCUCUCCAGACAGAACUCAUCGAUAAGAGAAGACAACGCGUCGAUCUUCACGCCGGAGGACCUGAAGAAGGUGGCCAGGGAGCGAUCGGCCUCUUACAUAGUCACCACGCAGGACCUGCUCAACAUCGAGAAGCAGAAGGAGAUCAUGAAGCCGUCGGCGCAGUCGUCGAGCACGAGCUGCAUCAACGCCCUGCUCAACACCGGCGUCGCCGACAUAUUGAAGCGGAUGAUGAGCAAGCGUCGCGACAUGGUGACGCCCGACGACGUGUCGUCGGCGACGCGACGCAGCUUCUCCGAAUGGACGGGCAAAUGA